Messenger RNA from Colletotrichum graminicola M1.001, 729 nucleotides. RefSeq names its product emopamil binding protein. The coding region runs from base 1 to 729 and encodes 242 amino acids. Gene Ontology annotation, biological process: sterol metabolic process. Gene Ontology annotation, molecular function: cholestenol delta-isomerase activity. Gene Ontology annotation, cellular component: membrane; endoplasmic reticulum. Lineage: Eukaryota; Fungi; Ascomycota; Sordariomycetes; Glomerellales; Glomerellaceae. The transcript has 3 exons. The record is from RefSeq and is a predicted model, not a curated record.
AUGUCGACCGCAUCAUCAACCCUCCCACCUGAUCUGUUCGACCAAACGACCCUCGUCUCCCUUGGCGCCACGGUAGUUCUCCUGUCCAUCGCCAUCGCCGUCUCUCGUCGCGUGCUCCACCCAACAACUUCGACGAAAUAUCGCAUCCUCUUCGUCUGGCACGCUUUUGAUGCUCUUAUUCACUUCUUCCUCGAGGGCAGCUUCCUCUACCACUGCUUCUUCUCAUACAUCCCGCUCGCCGAAAUCUCCGACGCCGACCUAGGCCGAUUUCACCCGACACCGGCCAACUUCCUGGGCCACUCAGACCGCAUCUAUGGCUCCCAGGCCGCCGGCGAUAACCCCUUUGCCAAUCUGUGGAUGGUAUAUGCGAGGGCCGACAAGAGAUGGGCCGGCGCGGACUUGGGCGUGAUCUCGCUGGAGCUUCUGACCGUGUUCGGCGCCGGGCCCCUGGCAGUGUGGAUCUGCUACUGCAUCGCCAAGCGCGACCCCAAGGUCAACAUCUGGAUGAUCAUCAUCGCGACGGCGGAGCUCUACGGAGGCUUCAUGACCUUCUGCCCUGAAUGGCUGACCGGCAACAUUUAUCUCGACACUAGCAACUUCAUGUAUCUGUGGGUGUACCUGGUCUUCUUUAACAUGUUGUGGGUCUUCAUCCCCUUGUACGCCAUCUAUGUCGCAUACGGGGAGAUUUCGCACGCCUUCAAGGCCCGGGGCGCGAGAAAGAACCUUUGA